AUGCCAGCCUUAGCGCAACAGACCCUAGUUUGCAGAAGUCCAAACUUCUUGUACGGUGGUUUGGCGGUUGCAGUUCCAGGAGAACUUAAAGGAUUCUCGACCAUCUAUAGUUUAUACGGUGGAAAUGUUCCAUGGCCAUCACUGUUUGAGCCAACUAUAAAGUUAUGCGAGGAAGGCAUGACAAUCAGUAAAUCUUUAGGAAUAACUUUAAAAUAUGAAGAAGAAUUGAUCAAAAAAGACCCAAUGCUCAGAAAAGCAUUCUUCAACGAAGAAACUGGACAAGUAAAGAUAACCGGGGAAAUAUACACGUUUCCUGAGUUAGCAGAAACUAUGAAAAUCUUAGCAAAAGAAGGUAGUGAUGCCUUUUACAACGGUUCGUUAACGGAAAACUUAUUAAAAGACUUAAAAAGAGCAAAUGGGAUAAUCACAGAAGAAGAUUUAGUCAACUACGAAGUCGAGGUCGAAGAAUCACUUUCUGUAAAUUUGAAAAAUGGACAUACAAUACACGCGGGACCGCCACCUGGUUCUGGUAUGAUAUUAGCCUACAUACUCCGCGUGUUGGAUGGUUUAUUACCAGCACCAAAUGCAGGUUUGGACGCUCAUCGAUUAGUGGAAGCUUUUAAAUUUGGUUACGCCGAAAGAGCCCAUUUAGGAGAUCAUAAAUUUGUAAACGUGUCUGGAAUUUACAAUAAUGUGAAAUCGGAUAGCUACAUAGAUAAAAUACGUAAUAAGAUAUCAGAUAAUUUUACCUCGUCAGAUCCUACGUACUACGGAGCUAAUUAUGAUGUGCCAGACGACCACGGAACUGCCAACAUGGUAGUGAUCGAUUUGAUGGGAAACGUUGUCAUAAGUACUAAUACAAUAAACACAAAUUUUGGUUCCGGUUUCACAUCGCCUAGCACCGGUAUUAUUCUGAAUAACGAAAUGGACGAUUUUUCAACUCCGGGAGCCGUCAACUUUUACGGUUUUCCAUCUUCACCUGCCAAUUAUAUACAACCAGGCAAACGACCAAUGUCCUCAAUGUGUCCAACUAUAAUCACAGACAAAAACGGAGAUUUCGUUCUAGCAGCAGGAGCAGCUGGAGGAUCGAAAAUCACAUUAACAACCGCCUACGUUUCUGCCCUUAAAUUAUGGUACAACAAGACGCUAAAAGAAGCUAUAGACAAACCAAGAAUUUUUCACCAACUUCUACCUAUGGAAGUUCAGUAUGAAUAUGGAACAACUAGAAAUGUAAUACAAAAACUUAAAGAUAUUGGUCAUACAGUGAUCCGAUUACCAAAUAUCAGAUAUUCAGCAGCAACAGCUAUUGCCAAAUCGAUUUCCGGGAUGAUAGAAGCUAUGCCAGAUUUUCGACGACCAGGGAAUUCAUCUGGAUACUAAAACUAAGUACCAAAUGGAACCCGGAAACCUUAGUUAAAUCGCUGAUUUAAAUAUAAUAUAUAGUGGUGUAACUCCGCAAUUGAUAAUUUGAAUUUGUAAAAUGUUUAUUGGUUAAUAUAUUUUGUUUCUUAAUUGUAAUAAUCGCGAUUGGUGCACAGUGUACUGUGAGAAGUGCUUUGAUUAACAUUAUCCUAGUUGUUUAGUAU
Molecule: messenger RNA, 1586 nt
Organism: Melanaphis sacchari
Lineage: Eukaryota; Metazoa; Arthropoda; Insecta; Hemiptera; Aphididae
Product: glutathione hydrolase 1 proenzyme-like
Exons: 9
Coding region: 1-1380 (459 amino acids)
Biological process (GO): glutathione catabolic process
Cellular component (GO): plasma membrane
Molecular function (GO): glutathione gamma-glutamate hydrolase
Source: RefSeq, a predicted model, not a curated record